Messenger RNA from Cavia porcellus (domestic guinea pig), 4597 nucleotides. It is a transcript of the gene Fbxl19, whose product is annotated as F-box and leucine rich repeat protein 19. Gene Ontology annotation, biological process: protein demethylation; regulation of transcription by RNA polymerase II. The record is from RefSeq and is a predicted model, not a curated record. NCBI's taxonomy places the organism in Eukaryota, Metazoa, Chordata, Mammalia, Rodentia, Caviidae. Gene Ontology annotation, molecular function: zinc ion binding; DNA binding; protein binding. The coding region runs from base 1031 to 3121 and encodes 696 amino acids. The transcript is spliced from 13 exons.
AAAUAUUCCGCAGGGCCCCUAAACGUAAGAGAGGGAAGCAAAGGGGGCUGGCGUGGGGUCAGCAGUGAGCAGUUUUCCAGGCGGAGCAGGAAGAUCGAGAAGGCAGAAUGGCUAGGUUGGACGAGACCUUGAGAAACGAACUACCGUCGCGUGCCACAUACCAGAACUGGGAACUUUCCUGAACAUUGUUACUAUUCCUAACUCUGCUUCGAGGCGGGUAUCAUCAAACCCAUUUUUCAGGCCUUCCCUUGAAAUACGAAAUCCUCACCAUACGGGGACUCGGAUAUUUCUCUCUCACCCGCACUGAUCCCCACUGGUGACACCAAUUCUUCACUGUCGAGUAGAAACUUGGGACUACAUUUCCCUACAUUUCCCUUCAGAAGGGAUGGCGAGAAGAGGAGGAAGGAGACUUUCCGUUUCCAGAGGCUCGCACUUUGGCUUGUCCGCGGUGAUGCACAUUACUACAGCCCAAGUUCUUUCUCUGUAGCGCUCAAGAGGGGACUACGUCCCCCAGCAGGCUCUGGCGCACAGGUCAAGUGGCUCUGCUGCCAUCUUUACUGUAGUUCGUCCCACCCACUCGCCCCCCUCGUUUCCGCUGGGGAUGACCUUAGCUCCUGGACUACAAAUCCCAAGUCGCCGCCCCCUUCCCUUCGGCCGCCAUCUCGGCCACAGUCCCCGCCCCAGCCCUUUCCAUUGUCUCUGCUGAGGACAGUUAAGGCGGCCGGGAAGACUGCAACUCCCGUCGGGCUUUGCGCCUCCGGGUGUGGGAUUUUGAUAGUAGAGGCGGGCGACGAGGCACUCAAGGUGGCUGAAUGAGGCAACCAGGAGAGGUUAAGUGGCCUGCCAUCUUUAUGGUAGUCUGUUUGUUCGCCCGGUUCCGCCAUCCUUAAGGAACAGUAGAAGGUUAGAAAACUACUAUUCCCAUCGCACCUCAUGAGAUCGACUGCUAGUCAGGUGUACGCCCCUCUUCCGCCAUCUUGCUUGUAGUCCUCGUUCCUUUUCACCUUUCCAUUGUUCCUGACGAGUAGAAAUGGCAGCGGGAAGGCAGCAGAUGGACUGCGACUCCCGUCAGCCCUCGGCGUUGCUGACGCCCCCAAUGUCGUCGAGCAGCCGGGGGCCGGGGGCCGGAGCGCGCCGACGCCGAACCCGCUGCCGUCGCUGCCGGGCCUGUGUGCGAACUGAGUGCGGGGACUGCCACUUCUGCCGAGACAUGAAGAAGUUCGGGGGGCCCGGGCGCAUGAAGCAGUCGUGCCUGCUCCGGCAGUGCACUGCCCCCGUGCUCCCACACACAGCUGUAUGCCUCUUGUGUGGGGAGGCUGGGAAGGAGGACACAGUGGAGGGAGAGGAAGAGAAAUUUGGUUUGAGCCUCAUGGAGUGUACAAUCUGCAACGAGAUCGUCCACCCUGGCUGCCUGAAGAUGGGGAAGGCUGAGGGUGUCAUCAAUGCGGAGAUCCCCAACUGCUGGGAGUGCCCUCGCUGUACCCAGGAAGGCCGUACCAGCAAGGAUUCAGGUGAGGGGCCAGGCCGCCGCAGGGCUGACAACGGCGAGGAGGGUGCCAGCCUAGGGAGUGGAUGGAAGCUGACGGAGGAGCUGCCGCUUCCACCGCCUCCACCCAGGCGCAAGGGCCCUCUACCUGCUGGCCCCCCGCCUGAGGACGUGCCUGGGCCCCCCAAACGAAAGGAGAGGGAGGCAGGGAAUGAGCCCCCCACCCCAAGAAAAAAGGUGAAAGGAGGCAGAGAGAGGCACCUGAAGAAGGUGGGUGGAGACGCCUGCCUCCUCCGAGGAUCGGACCCAGGCGGCCCAGGCCUUCUGCCCCCCAGGGUUCUGAAUCCGAGCCAGGCAUUCUCGUCCUGCCACCCUGGGCUCCCUCCCGAGAGCUGGGAGAAACCAAAGCCUCCUUUAGCCUCUGCUGAGGGCCCAGCGGUACCGUCGCCAUCUCCACAGAGAGAGAAGCUGGAACGAUUCAAGCGGAUGUGCCAGCUGCUGGAGCGGGUGCCUGACACCUCCUCUUCUUCUUCAGACUCAGACUCAGACUCCGAUUCAUCAGGCACAUCGCUGAGUGAGGAUGAGGCCCCUGGCGAGGCCCGGAAUGGGCGACGGCCAGCCCGGGGCAGCUCUGGCGAAAAGGAGAACCGUGGGGGGCGGCGGGCUGUACGCCCUGGCAGUGGGGGACCCCUGCUCAGCUGGCCCCUGGGCCCGGCUCCACCACCCCGGCCUCCACAGCUGGAGCGGCAUGUGGUACGGCCCCCACCUCGAAGCCCUGAGCCUGACACGUUGCCUUUGGCUGCUGGAUCCGACCACCCUCUUCCCCGGGCUGCCUGGCUUCGUGUCUUCCAGCACCUCGGGCCCCGAGAGCUGUGUGUCUGCAUGCGAGUUUGCCGGACUUGGAGCCGCUGGUGCUAUGACAAGCGUCUGUGGCCGCGAAUGGACCUAAGCCGACGGAAGUCACUGACACCACCCAUGCUUAGUGGGGUGGUUCGCCGUCAGCCCCGUGCCCUGGACCUCAGCUGGACAGGUGUCUCCAAGAAGCAGCUCAUGUGGCUUCUGAACCGUCUACAAGGCCUGCAGGAGUUGGUGCUCUCCGGCUGCUCCUGGCUGUCUGUCUCUGCCCUGGGCUCAGCCCCACUGCCAGCCCUUCGGCUCCUGGACCUCCGCUGGAUUGAGGAUGUCAAGGACUCCCAGCUCCGAGAGCUGCUGUUACCUCCACCAGACACCAAACCAGGGCAAACAGAGAGCCGUGGGCGGCUGCAGGGGGUGGCAGAACUGCGCCUGGCAGGCCUGGAGCUGACAGAUGCUUCCCUGAGGCUCCUGCUGCGCCAUGCACCCCAGCUGAGCGCCCUGGAUCUGAGCCACUGUGCCCAUGUUGGAGACCCCAGUGUCCACCUCCUCACAGCUCCUACUUCUCCACUCCGAGAGACCCUGGUACACCUCAAUCUUGCUGGUUGCCACCGCCUCACGGACCACUGCCUCCCGCUCUUCCGACGCUGCCCACGUCUCCGCCGCCUGGACCUGCGCUCCUGCCGCCAGCUCUCACCUGAAGCGUGUGCCCGGCUGGCAGCUGCUGGGCCCCCUGGUCCCUUCCGCUGCCCUGAGGAGAAGCUGCUUCUCAAGGACAGCUAGUUGGGUGCCCCCCACCUUCCCCCAGGACUCAUCAGGAGCCUGGACCUCAGGCCUUCAUUUCACCCCCUGCUGAGAGGCCAGGUUACCCACCUCAUGACUUGGGGUUCCUCCCCAGGGACUGGAGCCAGCCUCCUCUGUCCUCCCCCUGCACUGAUAUCUCUGGGGGUCUCCUUCCCAUCUCUUCCCUCUUCCACCUGCUUCAUUGUCCAUCCCCUGGGGAAGUGGGUCAGAGGUCCUGGGGGUGCUGAGCCAAAGGGAUGGUGGGAGGGGGGUUAAAAGUGCAAGUUGGAGGGAGGGAGAAUGGGAAGAGGGUGUCUGCACACAGUAUACUAGGAGCCAGGGGCCUGGGGGAGGUGGAAGAUGGGUGGGGGAGGGGCAAAAAGCAGAACCACCAAGGGUUCAGGGAACAAAGACCAGAAACUUGGGGGGGGGGAUCAGAGGAGCAGUUGGCAAUCCAGGCAUCAGUGGUACAGGGACCUGGAGAGCCAGCCUGAGGGACAAGAGUGGUUGUGGGGGCAGUAGCAGUCCACUGUGGGGGUCACCUCUUCAUCCCUCUGCCCAGAUUUCAGUUCCUCCCCUCACCCCCACCCCUGACUCCUUGAACGUCACUGAAAAUGGCAGCUAUUGCGAGGAGUGGGGCUGUGGGCCUACCUGCGUUCAGCUCUUGGCCCAGGGGAGUGGUGAGGGAUACCCCAGCCCCUGCUGCCUCUCCGCACAAUACUUGAACAUUCAUCUGUACUGAAGUGUUACUUGAACCGGGGGAACCUUGGACCUGGGGGAGCCGGAGUGGGAGGAGACAAGACCUGCUCGGACUGAGACUGAACCAGUGGUGGCACCCAGUUUGGAUUGUGCCACCCCAGCGCUCUAGCAGUUCCACCUCACCAGACCUGAGUUGGGGGUGGGAUGUGUCAGCCCAAGGAUGGGGAAGAUGGGACUCCUCCAGUUUGGCUCUUCCCACUGUUUCAUCGUCAUGGAAACAUGUAACCCAUUUGCCCAGGGAACUGCCACUCCUGGUUGCCAUGGAAACCGCAGCCAACGGACACCUCCCUAUGCCAGUGCUAUGGCUGGAAAUGGCCCCCUCAGUUGCCAUGGGAACUUAGUCACAGAUUCUCAGCCUUUCUCUUACCCACCCCUUACUCUGUUGUAGAGGUGGGGUUUCUGGGGGGGCCAAGGGGGAGUUGGGGCCAGGUCCCGCCCCCUUGCUCGGGUUUGGAGAAACCCGGGUUGUACCGUGGGGGGAAUCUAUCCACAUACCUCAGGUAACGGGGAGGCAAGAGGGUGGGGGGAGGGACUGGGCGGACCAAAGGCCGGAGGGGAGGGGGCCCUGGGGACGGCAAAAUGCUUGAAGAGGCCACUUGUGGGAGGGGGACAAGGCAACCCGGCACAAGGGCAAGUAGGGGACCCAGCCGGGUUGGGCCCCUGGGUCCCGGGUCUGUACAAUGUGGUUUACUAUAAAACUCAAACUUCCAGCCGGGA